Molecule: messenger RNA, 2018 nt
Organism: Hippocampus comes (tiger tail seahorse)
Lineage: Eukaryota; Metazoa; Chordata; Actinopteri; Syngnathiformes; Syngnathidae
Gene: pcgf6
Product: polycomb group ring finger 6
Exons: 10
Coding region: 765-1523 (252 amino acids)
Source: RefSeq, a predicted model, not a curated record
GCGUGUUUUUUUUUUUUUUUGAGGGGGUGGGGGCCUGCUGCGUAUUCUGAAGGCCUGAAUUUUCGUCCGCCAGACGUCUCUUCCGGCGCAACUCGACUGCACGUGGUUUCCAAAUUCUCGAAAGACAAUUCGCAGGCUGGGUCCUUCGACGCCUUCAAAGGAUCCUCCUUAUGUCACCUUCGUGGACCUCAUUAACCGAAUUCGGACGGGCUUUACAGGAAUUUGGACACCGCGUACGGUCGGGUCGUGCCGGAACUGACGUCACAUAAUCGAAAACGCGGCCGUCGUAUAGGCCAGGCUCUGAAUUUGGACACAGCAACACACACACUUUAUUCUGAAAACUACAGACCGGAAGCGCUACUCUCACUGCUCACUGAGAUGCUGAGAAGAGAAGACCGCGAACACAAGUCACAAUAGGAAGUACACGUGUUGACUUUUACUCCGCGACUUUUUUCUCCUUCUUCUUCUUCUCCUCGUAACUCCAUGUUAUCCCAUUAAUGUAACACAUUAAACGACCGAGACACACGCUUUGCAUGCUUUUGAGGUGAUUUACUAACUCCAGCCUUCCACGUGCAAUUGACUGCGUUUGGAUAACUUGAAUCUCAAGUAGCAGUACAAAGCUGGCGGGCUACACCUACGUCAAACUAAACGUAGUUUUAACCUUACGUUUUACUGAUCGACUCAUUUUUCUUACUUGCGGUACCUUAACAACGCUCAGUAGGCAUUGUUAUUUUGUGGGUGGUGUGGGUCGCCGAUUUUUGGGAAUGUCAACCUCUCCAUGUGGUAACACCAGACAUGGGUUCUCGGGCAGCGAUUCAGAAGACGAGCCGAAGCUUGCCAUCAAUCAGUUCUACCCUUACAUCCGAUGUGGCCUAUGCUGCGGCUUCCUCAUUGAUGCCACCACCAUCACAGAGUGUUUACACACAUUUUGCAAAAGUUGCAUCGUGAAGCAUUUUUUCUACAGCAACAGGUGUCCAUCAUGCACCAUUAUAGUCCACCAAACACAACCCCUUUACAACAUAAGGCCCGACAGACAACUGCAGGAUAUUGUGUACAAAAUGAUUCCUUUCCUGGAGGAGGUUGAAAGAGAGCAAAUGUGCAACUUCUACAAAAAGCGAGGGCUGGCGAUACCCAAAUCAGUGGUGGUCUCCACUGCAACUCCUGUGGUGUUGAAAAGGCAAAAGAAGGACUCAACGCCUCAGUGUGUGCUCAACAUUCCACCUGAGCUGGAUGUGUCACUGUUGCUGGAUUUUGUUGGGGCUGAAGAGGGGAUAAACAGUUACAAGCCACUAGAGAGGCCCUAUGUGCGUGUGUCAGGUGAGGCCACCAUUCGCCAUGUGGAGCUAUUCAUUAGGAAGAAGAUGGAGCUCAGCCCAACUUGCCAGGUAGACGUGGUUUGUGGAGAUCAUCUCCUGGAUCAGUAUCAGUCACUGAAAGAUGUCCAGAAUUUUGUGGGAUCAGAGGCCUUGCAGGAUGGUCUGCUGGUGCUGCACUUUGGUCUGGUCCUGUCCUGUCUGUCUUGAAAGGAAAGAACGGAAUGAUUCAUAGUGUUUCACACCUCCUGUAAGGCAGAAUACCUGCAAAAUGACUGGAGAAAGUUACUCGGGACAGCAAUAUGAAUUUUAUUGAGACUUUUUUUCAGGGCAUUUCUACUACUGUGCUUACUGGACACAAAGUCCCACCAUUCUCCAUAAGUGGGAGCAUGGUUUGAGCCCAAAGGAGUCAGGGUGCUUUUGGGGAAUAGGAGCAGAGCAGAAAAGCGUCUGCCUCCAUCCAGAGCCAAAGACGUCUCAAUCUAACUAUUGUUCCAGGUACAGGGUCAGAAAGGUGCUUUUUUUUUUUUUUUUUUUUUCCGGCAACCGAUGAGCUCAGUUUUUUUUAAAUUUUGUACAUUAUUUGGGAUAAGACAUGAUAAAGGUGAAAUUGACUUCUGUGAAAGACGACUGUCAUCAGAUUUAAUGAAAUGAUUGGUGUCAGUGCGACUGCUUUGAAUAAAAGAAUUUCAGUACUUUUUAACU